Zingiber officinale is the source of this 2714-nucleotide messenger RNA. RefSeq names its product NADPH-dependent aldo-keto reductase, chloroplastic-like. The transcript is spliced from 18 exons. Gene Ontology annotation, biological process: meiotic DNA double-strand break formation; reciprocal meiotic recombination. The coding region runs from base 234 to 2579 and encodes 781 amino acids. NCBI's taxonomy places the organism in Eukaryota, Viridiplantae, Streptophyta, Magnoliopsida, Zingiberales, Zingiberaceae. The record is from RefSeq and is a predicted model, not a curated record. Gene Ontology annotation, molecular function: aldose reductase (NADPH) activity; protein-macromolecule adaptor activity. Gene Ontology annotation, cellular component: cytosol; condensed chromosome.
CCGGGGUUAUUCCCAACUAGUCCCAAUUCGGACGAAACAAAACCAUCACCACGCCACUUGGCGAUGUCCCGAACCCUUUGCCACACCGGUCUACUCCGCGUCUCCACUAUAAAGCGCGAGGGAGCCGAGUCCUGCCUCGCGUCUUCUCCAUCGUUCUUGUUGAACCACACGGCAGUCUUUCUCUCCCCCCUCUCUCCUCCUAAGCCUUUCGCUUCCUCCUGAUAGAAGCGCCGAUGGCGAGGUUUUUUACCUUGAAUACCGGAGCAAAGAUCCCCUCGAUCGGGCUCGGAACCUGGCAGUCAGAGCCGGGACGUGUCGCCGCUGCAGUCACCGCAGCUGUCCAUGCUGGCUACAGGCACAUUGAUUGUGCACAUAUCUACAAUAAUGAAAAAGAGAUUGGUUUGGCCUUAAAGAGCCUAUUUGACAAGGGUAUUGUGAAGCGCGAGGAGCUGUUCAUCACAUCUAAACUAUGGUGUGAUGAUCAUGCUCCAGAAGAUGUACCUGCUGCACUUGAUUUGACGUUGAGUGAUCUUCAACUUGAUUAUUUGGACCUCUACCUUAUUCAUUGGCCAUUUCGCAUUAAGAGGGGAACUACCAUAAGCCCUGAAAAUUUCUUACCAGUUGAUAUACCUUCUACAUGGGGGGUUAUGGAAAAACUGUAUGAUUUAGGCAAAACUCGUGCUAUCGGUGUGAGCAAUUUUUCAACUAAGAAAUUAGAAGAUUUGCUUUCAUACGCUCGAGUUCCUCCAGCUGUGAACCAGGUUGAGUCUCACCCAUGUUGGCAACAAACAAAGCUUCGGACCUUUUGUCAAUCAAAGGGUGUUCAUCUGUCUGCAUAUUCUCCUCUGGGCUCACCUGGUACAAGCUUCAUUAAGGGUAGCAAUGUGCUUACACAUCCAAUAGUGAACCAGGCUGCUGAGAAAUUAGGCAAGACUCCUGCACAAGUAGCAUUGCGCUGGGGCAUUCAAAUGGGGCAUAGUGUGCUGCCCAAGAGCACAUCUGAAGCAAGGAUAAAACAAAACUUGGACAUAUAUGAGUGGUCCAUUCCUGAUGACAUGCUUGCCAAAUUAUCUCAAAUUGAACAGGUAUAUAUUGAAGCAAAAGAACGGGGAACUAAAAGGCGAAGAAAGUUUGUUUCAAGCUGGGCAAGUGGCUUCACUUCUUCUGUUAGACAACUACUACAUUGGCUUGUCUACUCAGCAGUUCAAAGAUGCCGAAUUGCUGAGAGUCUUUGCCGAUUAUCAAUUUCUAUCAAAUGCUUCCACACAUCAAAUCCACCAUUUAUGCAAAUCUCUGUUUCAGAUACUGGGAUCAGAAGCAACUUGGUGGAGUUUCAUGGCCUAGAUGUUGGAGUGCAUUCCAUAUCGUGUGAUAAAUGGGACGGAGUGUUGUCGAUAACAACUACUGGAACUAAAGACAAAGUCAUAUAUAAAUACCAUCUAAAUCUUAGAGAAGCAUUGGCUUCUGAUUCAUGGUUGCACAAAUUACCUUCCAUUCACAAAAGUCAUGGAACAUUCAGUGGAACCGAAGUAUGCUUUUCCACUGCAGAGGAAGAGGACAUUGAUGUGUUCAUGGAAUGGAUGUUUCCCUUUGUUCAAAAGAUACUCCUAUUGAAAAUGCAUCUUCUGCAGGAUCUUGCAGUUGAUCUCAUAGUUGAGAGCAUAGAUAGUCAUGGGUCACGAUGUGAUCAUCUAAUUCAGGAAGCUGAUGGCAUGUAUCCUCCCCUUUCCAUGUCAAAUCAUGAUCGACUACUUUCUGGCCUCAAAACCUAUGUUCUCAGACACAGAAAUUCUUUAAAUAAAGAGUGUCAUAUUUGCUUCUCAGGCAGAGAACAGUUGAAGUUUGGAAGUGGCUUCCACACACUUAGAAGUUCCAAACUAAUGGUCGAAGUGGCUAUAGCAAUAGCUUCUGUUUCAUCAGAUAGUUGCCAAUGGAGGUUGAACUGUUCUGCUUCACAGGUUACGUAUUUCCAAGACUUUACAUCUUUAUCAGCUUCUCAGUCAUCCCUCGAUGCAGUGACAAGUGUUGAUUGGCAAAAUUACGGUUUAAGAUUGAGGAAGAGUAUCAUGGAUGGGGAUGGGAAUGUGGUACUUGAAUGGGAGGAGAUGCCAUUAUGUGGCCACAUUGACAUUUUCAUCCAUUGUUAUCGACAACAAAUCCUGCAAACCCAUCAAUGUGCUUCAGUUUAUCAAAACCUCAUCAAGAAAGCAGUUAAGAUCGCAAUGGACGACUUGAAGACCAAAUACCCAGGAUUACUCCUCAGCUAUCAUGCACACAAGAUUCACAAGCAUGUUCCAAAUCUUUCAAGAACACUUGCUGGUUUGAUCUUGUCAUCUGAUGAUCCACAAUUCCAAAACGAAUGCGCUUCACUUCUUGGGCUUCCAUUAGGCGAUGCUGACACUGAACAGCAGAUGGAGAUGUGCAUCAGUGAAAAGAUCAGUAGGAUCAUCGAGAUGAAUGAUGGAAGACGGAAAACACACAAACAAAAUGGUCCCAACCUUUUUGAGUGCGGAAGUCAGUCCGAAGGUCAUCCAGGCGACAAAGAUGUGCUUGCUGAGGAUGUAAUGACAAUCCCUUGAUUUUUAGAUGAUGUUUUGAACACUUGCAUCUCAAAUCAAGGCUAGAGUUAAGGUACCACUUUAUACUGACUCCAUAUAAAGUAUUUUGUGUUAUCACAGUGCAAAGUAGCAUAUCUGAUUAAGUGACGUUCAUCU